This is a messenger RNA of Mytilinidion resinicola, 906 nucleotides long. RefSeq lists its product as uncharacterized. Bases 1 to 906 code for a protein of 301 amino acids. The transcript is spliced from 2 exons. The record is from RefSeq and is a predicted model, not a curated record. NCBI's taxonomy places the organism in Eukaryota, Fungi, Ascomycota, Dothideomycetes, Mytilinidiales, Mytilinidiaceae.
AUGGCCGUGACCCCGCAGGUGUUAUAUGCGGACCUACCAGAUGCCUCGCAAACCCACAUAACGUUCCAAGACUCCACGUGGGCCAAAACUCACGGGCUCACACGCUCUCUGCCGUCUCCGGGGGAAGUCAGGGCUCUAUUCCCCGGUUUAGGCCUACAUAGCUUUCAAAAAGUCGCUAAGUUUGAGGAGCUUGAUCUCGUUGUCAAAUUCGGCGAUCGCGUACACGUUUCCGAGGCCAUAUGUCUCAGAACAGUCAAACGACUAUUUUCCAGUCAGGUUCCAGUCCCAGAAGUAUAUGGGUGGAGAGUAGAGGGCCAUCACGUCUAUCUGUACAUGCAGCUUAUUCGUGGUCCGACACUGUUAGAACGGUGGCCUACAAUGGACUACCAGGAUAAACAAUCGGUGUGCAGCCAUCUCCACUUCAUCUUGCAGGCUCUUCGCUCAAUCAAGCAAGAUCCGUCUAGGGAAUUCAUUGGCCAAUUCUUGGGAGGCCCAUCGAAGGACCGAAUCUUAGAGUUCAAACCUUCCCCCGAGCCAGCUUGGACAUCUGUCGCGAGCUUCCACAACUGGCUGUCAUGGUUAUGGCGUCGCCACGCCCCGGAACCGAAUGAGAUUGCAGAUCCCUGGAGACAACUACUGGACGAUAACAGCCCUGUAGUACUCACGCAUGGUGAUCUCCAUCGAAGCAACAUCAUUGUGUCAGCUACAAGUCCUGUCCAGGUUGUCGCUAUCAUCGACUGGGAACAGUCCGGCUGGUAUCCGGACUAUUGGGAAUACUGUAAGACGGUGUACACGGUAGGCGAUUGGGAGGAGUGGUUCAGUGCUGGGUGGAUUAGUUCGAUUCUCACGCCUCAGCCGUCUGCUGAAGAAGCGUUUGAAUUUUAUAGGGGAGCGAUAGGGCGUUGA